Microdochium trichocladiopsis is the source of this 1644-nucleotide messenger RNA. Its product is annotated as cytochrome P450. NCBI's taxonomy places the organism in Eukaryota, Fungi, Ascomycota, Sordariomycetes, Xylariales, Microdochiaceae. Gene Ontology annotation, molecular function: heme binding; monooxygenase activity; iron ion binding. The transcript is spliced from 3 exons. The record is from RefSeq and is a predicted model, not a curated record. Bases 1 to 1644 code for a protein of 547 amino acids.
AUGGGCAUCAUUUCUGGCUUCGACAACGGCAACGAAUCAUUUUCCAACGAUUCCGCCAUCAUUCUCGUAGUCAAGUUCUUAUUUGUGACACCGACGAUCCUUCUCGUCGGCUACAUAGUCCUCAGCGAGAUCUCCCGCUUCAAAGGACGCAUUCCAAAUCUGCCCGGCCCCUGGGGCUACCCGAUCGUCGGCAGCCUGCCGUCACUACGAGACACGAUCACCUCAGACGAGUACCUGAAACGGGCUACUGAGCGCUACGGCGAUGUCUUCCAGGUGCAGCUGGGCAAUGUGACGGCGGUUGUUGUCAACACCACAGCGGCAGCAAGGGCCUUCUUCGUCACCCAGAGGGAGGCUACAAACUCCCGUCCCGUGACAUACGUAUUGCACAAGCAAGUCCAGCAGAAUGGCCCAGUCACCAGCAUCGGUACGAGUCCGUGGGAUGAGAGCUGCAAGCGUCGGAGAAAGGUUGCUGCUACAGCUCUGAACAAGACGAGCGUGGAGACUUACUUUCCUAUAUUGAAUCUCGAAUCUCGAGCACUGCUGUCUGACUUUCUCAGAGAGUGCAAGGGAGGACAGGCCACAGAUGUCGACGUGACGCCGUCAUGUAGGAAGUUCUCAUUGAACCUGAGUUUGACUCUGGCCUAUGGAACAAGAGUUGAGGACGUCAAGGAUCUACACCAUGAUCUGCUUCUCUCGGAAAUCAUAUACCUCGAGGACGAGAUCUCCCGUCUCCGGGACCCCACCAGCAACUUUUACAACUACAUUCCGCUCCUGAGGACAGUCAACAGCGUGGCCGACUUCUUGGGCCUUCGCCGCACCAAAGCCCACCUGGCUAGCAUCGGCAAACGGCGUUACGCGUAUCAUCAGGUCCUGCAGGACAAGCUGCGCCGCGACAUUGCCAACCACGUCGACAUCCCAUGCAUCCAGGGCAACGUCCUCAAGGACCCGGACAGCAAAGGUCUGACAGAAGGGGAGCUUCUGAGCGUGAGCAUGAGCAUGAUGGCAGGUGCACACACCACCAAGCGGUCGCUGAUCUGGGCCUGCUUACUCCUCGCACACCGUCCGGACAUUCAGGCCAAGGCGUUCGAGGCGAUCCAGCAGGCCGACCCGGCCCUGUUGCAAGCCUCAGAAGUAGCGCACACCAAGAUCCCAUACAUUGAGGCGCUGACCAAGGAGGUUGGACGGUACUUCGUCGUGUUGCGUCUAGCACUGCCCAAGGCCACACACUUGGACGUCGAGUGGCAUGGAGCUACUAUCCCUCCAAAGACUUUGUUGUUCCUGAACUCCUGGGCUUGCUCUAGAGUCUUCGCAGCCCCCCACGAGUUUGCCCCGGAGAGGUGGCUCGACGGCGACCAACCCGCGACCAACCGCCAUCAGUACGCCUUUGGCAUCGGCGGCCGGAUGUGCGUGGCCAGCCACGUGGCGUCCAAGGCCCUGUACACCGUCCUCCUCCAUCUGAUCGCGCACUUUCGCUUCCAGCCGUGCGAGAGUGCCGAAGAUCUGUUCGCUGCUACUUCACAAGCCGCAGAUCCUUUGGAAGGACUGCUGGUGAGGGAGAACCCGAGCGUGGAGGCGAGGGCCAGGAUGGUCCGGCUUGUCCCACGCGACGAGGACGCGCUGCGGGCAAUGCUGUCGCUGGGCUGA